This is a messenger RNA of Caenorhabditis bovis, 4950 nucleotides long. The record is from the annotation of a GenBank genome assembly. NCBI's taxonomy places the organism in Eukaryota, Metazoa, Nematoda, Chromadorea, Rhabditida, Rhabditidae.
AUGGAAGCUUCUUUAAAUGGGUUGUGGAGCACUGUCAAACACAAUGCGACCAAGGAAGCGAUUGCACAAGCGAAAGAAGUGCAUAAACGCUUCAAGGAGAAAAAUGAUGUUCCACUAGUUCAUCUUCGAGAAAAAUGCCUAGCUGCUUUCGAGUUAGCUUUUGAUAACGGUAGCGAAAAACAUUAUCACUAUGCGAUCGAUGGAGUUCAGGUCCUUCUUCGCGAUCAAACCUAUCAUGAUCAAAAUAUUGAGGAUCCCAAAAAUAAUCUUCCCGUUCAAGUUUUGCACGCAAUGACAGGAAUUGAUGAAUGGAAAGGACAGUUACAAUGCAAAUGUGUUACGCUUCUGGUUGAGAUGAUUUGUAGUAAUGAGCUGAAGAUAGCAUUGAGCGAUGUCGAAGAAUGUGUUCAGAUUUAUAAACGCUUGUAUGGAAAAAGUGAAGAAGAGCGAGUUCGCGUAGCCUGUCGUGCCGCCACCACCCAAUCUUUGACCGCGUAUUUCUCAAAUCGGUAUUCUCUAUGUGAAGGGAAUCAAGACUCGAUCGCUGUAUAUUUGGAUGUGUGCAAACUGCUCGAAGAACUUUGCGCAGAAGUCGAGCAAAUGAGCAGCUCGCAUGAGCAAUGCCUCAUUGCUCUCGAUUGUAUUUGUGCUUUGCUGACCACAUCUAACCUCAAAAUUCUUUCUCAUCAACCAUUUGUUAAUCUUUUAUGGGAGAAGAUAUGCCCACUCAUUAUUCUUCUUCUCGGUAUCCCUGAAAAAGGUGGCCCAGGAGUAGCCGCAAAGGUGGAAUCCACUGAAGAACCUGUCGGAGAAGGUCAAAUUGAUUUUGCAUUAGCUCCAGCAAUUCUGACGAAUCCGCAUACUUGGAGAGCUCUCUAUCAAAUUGUCGAUCAGCUAAUCCGUCUUAUGAUUAAUGAACCAUCACUCAACUCAUCUCUCGAAGCCUUAUUUCAUAAGGCAUUUUUAUUUCCACGAUUAGAUCAACGUUCCGAAGCGCUUAAAUUGAUAAAAAAGAUUGUUGGUGAUGGUUCGAAACUGAGCAAAAUCGCUCGAAGCUGCAUUGCCAACAAAUCGCUAUCGUUGUGGCGAAUGUUGAUCACGUGCAUUGCCGAAUGUGCAAAUCCUCAAUUAGAGUUAAGUAUUGACUCAAUUCGAACUGUCGUUAGUAUGCUUGACGGAAUGAAGCAGCUAUGUUCGCACAAGUUCUUUACAAAAGAGGAAAGAGAGUUGAUCAAUGAAGUUUUACCCACAGUAGAGUCUACUAUUGUGAAUAGUUUUACCAUUAAUCAAGGGAAGACUGAGCGAAAUUCUGAGUCCGUAGAUACUACUGAAGACGUUUUUGAAGAAAACGACGAAAUUAGUGAGAAACUAAGACGUCUUGAACAGAAAUUCGGAAGUGCCUCUGUUGGUUCUGCAUCGAAUAGGAGAUCGAGUGAAUACGAUGAAAGCAGCGAAAAAUCGACUGCGAAACGUUUUGUGCAAAGCUUUGCGGAAAACAUUGAAAAUAUUUCUAAUCUUAAAAGCACCUUAGCUAUUGAUGAAGCUAUUUUGCAAUUUUCGUCUGAUUUUUAUACAAAAUUCUGUUCCGUUCAUGCAGAUGCUUACAAAAGCCGAUCAAAGAUUCAACAGGAAUUCUUGAAUACCGACGCAAUCUAUUUGACGACCUAUGCCACUUUGUGUUUUUCUGCCCAUAGGGAUACAUUUACUUUGAACGAAAUGAAGCGAAUUGUUCUAACCGCAAAUUGUGUUAUUCACGUAUCCCAUGGAUGGCUGGAAAAGGUGUUUGAGAGCCUUCAAACCACAGAUUUCAAGCAAUAUUUGACACCAGUUGUUCGCGAUGUCAUAAACGAUUUUGAUGGGUUCGAAAAACGAUUGCUUUCUGAUGUCGAGAAGCUGAAACGAAUUCAGAAUCGAAGUCAAGACAUUUUUGAAGUAAUUGAAGAGAAAAAUGUGGCAAGAUGGAUGACCAGUUCUGCUUGGCAACUUAUCAUCGACGUUCUUUCCACUUUCCUACCGUGCAAAGGAAAGGGAAAAGUUCGCGAGAAAAUUCGAGAAGCCAUAUCUUUGACUAUCUGCGGAAUGCGAAAUUUGGCAUCAGUUGCGCAAUUAUUGGGUCUCGAAGAAAGAUGUGGCUGGAUAUUCGAGCAACUCGUCGAGACCUCUUGCUGUUUGGAAGACCUUCGAAACGAUGCGACUGCGCCGGAUAAUGAGCAAAAAUCGACGUGCACUUCGAGUGAACAUCUACUAGCGAUGCAGCUAGUCCUCGAUGAAGCUAGAAUGGCUAUUCACUCUCCCGCGUGUUGGAAACAUGUCAUCAGAUGUACCGAAUAUGUAUGGGAACUCGAGAAAUAUGUCUAUGGUGCACUGUGCUAUGAGAAGCCUUCGAGGCUAAAAUUUUUGAGGCGAAAAACCGAAGAGAAAGAAGAUGAGAAGGACCACGAAAAAACAAACGCGGCUGAUAGUUCGAUUGAAAAUGCUCUUGGAGAUGAGCCAACAUUAUCAAUUCAUUCUCUAAACCGAGCAAUUUGUGUGCUCAUUGCGAAAGUUGACAGAUUCUACUCGCAUGUAUGCCGCGAACUUUGUCUUCCAGCUCUAUUCGAUCUGUGUGUCGCAAUUAUUUCUUCCAGUGAAAACAGAAUUUUCUAUUCGUCUCAAAAGAGUACACAAUUAACAGCACCUGUUCUUCUCUUAACCAGGAUUUCUGAUAUCAUUUCCACUUUGUCGCAUCGACCACUCAUUCAUCAAAUGUUCAUUUGGCCGCUGGUUUCAUCUCACUUUGUUAAAGUUUGUCAAUGCGAACAAGAGUCUCGAAUUGCCGCAUCAGCGCUGUCCGAAGUCGCUGUUCGCCUGCUUGUCAAUGAAUCGGCCGGAUUGUGCUUCAAUCAAACGCUAAUUGUUCCAUUCCAAACUGCUUCAUGUAGUGAUGCAUGUUCGGAUGAAACGAAAGAACAGCUCUUAUGCGCUCUCAGUUCGCUUGUAUUAUCACAAGCGGACAAAAUUGGAUCAGGAUGGAAACCAUUGUUCGGUUCAUUGAAAGCUGUUAGUGCAUGUAAUGUCGAGAAAGUUCAUUGGUGCGCCAUCGACGUGAUCUCUUCGUAUUUGAGAAUUGAUACUCCAACUGUAUUAUCAUCGAGCAUCCUCGAAUGUGUUCCAUGUGUUGUAAAUCUGCUUCAAUAUUCCGGAGACGAGGUUUCUUCUGCUUCAAUCCGACUACUUCCAUCCAUCUAUUCGCUGAUCCUGUAUCUGUACAAAACUCCGCACAGUCCCAGCUAUCACAUUCUUCAUCGAAGCGACUUAAGAUCAAAAUGUCUCGAUUGUGUUGAACUUGAUGAAAAAGUUCCCGCGACUGUUUCAAUUUCUCACGGACCUCUUCCAUGGAUAAACAAGCAGACUCAUGAGAUUGCAUCAGUUGAACUUUUCCUCUCAUUUAUGGAACAAAUUUGCGGAAGCUUGCUCACAUCGAACAGCAUCACCCAGAAGAAUUUAUUAGAUAUGAUUGGAAGAUUGCUCAUCGAUAUAUCAAAUACAUGUCUUGGCCCAGAAAGUGGGGGAGCUUGUAUGUCGAUUGUAAUUUUACCAUAUGUCCAUAAAUGGAUUCGAAGAAUCGAUGUACAAGAGACAAAGAUUUUGAAGCAAGUGAUUGGCGCCUGCACUCAAACAGUUAUUGAUAUGAUUAAUCUUGAACAAAUGGAAUCGUGGCGUGAUCGAUUAUUGCGAGAUAUUUGUGCGCUCAUUGUCGAAUGCAUUCUUUUCGAUAAAACGUGUGCCGUCGCACCGGCAUAUUUCUCAUUGAUCGCUUCGAAUUCGCAUAAUCUCACCAAUCAGCAAUGGUCGAUAUUUGUGUCAUUUCUUUCGGCAGCCUCAGAAUUAUCACUUCGACAUGUCAAACUGAUCAAUUCAUUCUAUGUAAGAGGAUCGACCGAUGAAAACGGAGAUAUUGGAAGUGUAACCGCGUAUCAUCCGACUAAACUUCAAUUUCAGCAGUUCGUUGCAGCAGUUCAGGUAUUUUCAUCAAAACGCGGUCGGGCUGUCGAAGAAUCUGAAUAUGACUCGGGAACCGCUUUGCUCAUGUUAUCGCAUGGCCAAGAAACCCAUAGAAUAGAAAUGCCUUCUGUAAUUGGCUGUCUUCUGACUCAUUGUUUUCUUCUCCAACUCAUUGCUUCUCUUUUGAUUAGUGAUGACGAAAUGAUUUCGCCAAAACUCCGUUCUUCAUUGAUUGGAUCUUCAACGUCGAUCUCCGCUUCAUUCGAUGAUUCGAUUUACUCGGCGCUUUAUUCGAUUCUUGAGAAUUCUUCUGAAACGGCUAUUGACUUCGAUUUAAGACCAGCAGCGGGAAGUCUUCUUUCGAAAAUGGUUGGAAUUGAUAAUGCGAAUUUGCUCAAAAUUAUCGUUUCGUCGAAUUUGAUCAAAUCGCAAAGUUUAUUGCGGAGAUACCGAGAGAAUCGCAAAUCGGAAUUUCUCGAUGAAAUGAUCAAGGACAUUCAGAAAAACAGCACAUUUUUGAAAGACAUUGAAUUUGAAGUGUGCACGAGGAGAGCUGCGUUGCCAUAUCGGGAGCAUGCAAUUUCGUCGUUCCAUUUGAUCCCUGUCGAAGACGAAGAGAAUGCGUAUAAGCUUGUUUCGCAAGAAUACGUCGAUCAGACCAUGUCGGAAUAUGAGAAACAUCGCGAACGUCUCAAACCUGUUGAUCGGCGCAAUCCGUUUCAGCACAAUUUCGAAGACAUUGACAGCAAAAACGGAAUCCAAUGCGAUAAAGAGGAAGAUUUUGAUGAGAUUCGAUUAGCCGCUUACCGUGAUAUCUGUACAAUUCCUUUGAGAUCCGUAUGUGAUCAGUUUGACAAAUCUAUCGCCCAACAUGUCAUACCUGCAGUUAGCUCUGUAAUUGUAGCAUCUCCUGACUUAUCAGUUAGAAAUUUAGCUGUAGACUAUCUAGCCAAACUCAACUCUUAA